This is a messenger RNA of Fusarium subglutinans, 1758 nucleotides long. RefSeq names its product ferric-chelate reductase. Gene Ontology annotation, biological process: copper ion import; intracellular iron ion homeostasis; iron ion transport. The coding region runs from base 1 to 1758 and encodes 585 amino acids. Gene Ontology annotation, cellular component: plasma membrane. The record is from RefSeq and is a predicted model, not a curated record. The transcript has 3 exons. Lineage: Eukaryota; Fungi; Ascomycota; Sordariomycetes; Hypocreales; Nectriaceae. Gene Ontology annotation, molecular function: ferric-chelate reductase activity.
AUGAGUGCCGGAAACUCACUGCUGCCGCGAGGCGGUUACGAGCUCACACCCGAGCAACAACUCGCUAAAGAAAUCGCCGAAACCACCAACGGAAACCUCUCCAAGUACCUCAUGAUCGUCUGUGGUGCUGUCUCUGCUGCUGUUAUCGUCUGGAAGGUCUGCGAGCGAAUUAUCCGACUUACUCGACAUGUUUCUUGCUUGAACAACGACAAGCAGCGCUACUUCGCUAUCCCCAACCAGAAGUUUGCGGCCCUGAAGCGCCACCUUCUUUACGCUCCCGUCUUCAGCAAGCGCCACAACCGCGAAAUCCAGCUAAGCAAGGCCAUCAACGUUGGAACUCUGCCCACCCGUUUCCAACUGCUUUUCCUCGUGUCCUACUUUGUCUCCAAUGUCGUCUGGUGCGUUAUCGACAUCGAUUAUUCCGCUGAUAUGGCCACCGCCUGCGGUGUCAUUCGCAACCGCACUGGUGUCCUCUCAACUGUCAAUAUGGUCCCUCUCUUCCUUCUGGCUGGACGAAACAACCCUCUCAUCCCCCUCUUGAACAUCUCCUUUGACACCUACAACCUAAUCCACCGUUGGUUUGGCCGUAUUGUCAUUCUUGAGGCUCUCGCUCAUACCCUUGCCCACUAUGGUAAGAACGGUUGGGUCUUCACCCCUCCUGCGGGCAACUUUAUCCUUCCCGGCUUUGUUGCCACAUGCUCCUUUGUCUUCCUCGGCAUCCAGGCCUCCAGUCCUCUUCGCCAUGCCUUUUAUGAGAUCUUCAAGGCUCUUCACAUCCUCGCUGCCACCGCCGCCGUUGUGGGAUUGUACUAUCACUUGUCCGCAUCCCCUGGUCUGUUCAAGUGGCUCUGCUACGUUUAUGCUGUGAUCGCUCUCUGGAGUUUCGAUCGCACCUAUCGUAUUUGGCGUGUCAUUCGCUCCCACGUUGGAGGUUCGCGCUCCCGAACCAUUGUCGAAGCCCUCCCCGGAAAUGCCGUCCGAUUGACCAUGACUCUGGCUCGCCCAUGGAACGCCGCCCCUGGACAACACGCCUAUCUCUACAUGCCCGCUAUCAGCUACUGGCAAUCUCACCCCUUCUCCGUCGCCUGGUACGACGGCGUCGAGGAUGUUAAGAGCGACCGAUUAGCCACGACUAACCAAGAUCUUCUGGCCAUGCAACAACAACGGGUUUCUUUCAUCAUCCGGGGCAGAACCGGCAUGACUGAUAGCCUCUACAAGAAGGCAAUCGCUGCCCCUGGAGGUCGUUUCGAGACAAGCUGCUUCGCCGAGGGCCCUUAUGGUGGACACCACUCUUUCGACUCUUACGGUACUGUGGUUCUCUUCGCUGGAGGUGUCGGCAUCACUCACCCCGUCCCCUAUAUCAAGCAUCUUGUUGAGGGCUACUCCGAGGGUACUGUCGCAACUCGAAGGAUCUUGUUAGUCUGGACCAUUCAGACUCCCGAGCAUCUGGAGUGGAUUCGCCCCUGGAUGACUGAGAUUUUGGGCAUGGACAAGAGAAGGGAUGUUCUCCGAAUCAUGCUCUUUGUCAGCCAGCCUCGCUCCACCAAAGAAAUCCACAGUCCCUCGUCAACUGUCCAGAUGUUCCCUGGGCGACCCAACAUCAACACUCUCUUGGGUAUGGAGCAAGAGCACCAGGUUGGUGCCAUGGCUGUUACAGUAUGUGGCCCUGGUGCUCUUAGUGACGAGGUUCGCCUGGCUGUUCGAAACCGCCAGGACCGAUCCCACAUCGAUUUCAUCGAGGAGGCGUUCACGUGGUGA